Molecule: messenger RNA, 1186 nt
Organism: Arabidopsis arenosa
Lineage: Eukaryota; Viridiplantae; Streptophyta; Magnoliopsida; Brassicales; Brassicaceae
Source: the annotation of a GenBank genome assembly
CAGGUAUGUGGUUAGGUCUGGUCAACGAAAGGACAAACAUGACUCUUGAGUCGAGGAUCGUUUCUGUUGAGUUCGACACAAGGAAGAGCCAUCCGGAUGAUCUUGAUGGAAACCAUGUGGCUCUAAAUGUGAACAACAUCAAUUCUGUUGUUCAAGAAUCCUUGAGUGGUCGAGGGAUCAAGAUCGAUUCCGGAGUUGACUUAACCGCUCAUGUGCGGUAUGAUGGUAAGAAUCUAUCGGUCUAUGUCUCAAGAAACUUGGAGGUGUUUGAACAGAGGAACUUAGUGUUUUCUAGGGCUAUAGAUCUCUCAGCCUAUCUUCCGGAGACAGUUUAUGUUGGAUUUACCGCUUCAACAAGCAAUUUCACGGAGCUGAAUUGUGUGAGAUCAUGGAAGUUUGAAGGUUUAGAGAUCGAUGGCAAUGGAAACAUGUUAUGGCUCUGGAUCACUAUCCCUAUAGUGUUUAUUGUUGUAAUAGGAGCUUUCUUAGGGGCAUUGUACUUGAGAUCUAGGUCAAAGGCAGGGGCAACAAAUCCGGAUAUAGAAGCUGAGCUAGAUAAUUGCGCUGCAAACCCGCAGAAGUUCAAGCUGAGAGAGCUGAAGAAAGCAACAGGGAACUUCGGUGCGGAGAACAAACUCGGGCAAGGCGGGUUUGGGAUGGUGUUUAAGGGGAAAUGGCAGGGGAAGAAACCUAGCUAUGUCUUGGUCAAGGAGAACCAGAGCAAUUACAACAAUAGCAUUGUGAAUUGGCUUUGGGAGCUAUACAGAAAUGAAACCAUCAUGGAUGCAGCGGAUCCGGGAAUGGGAAGUUUGUUCGAUAAAGAAGAAGUGAAAAGUGUUCUGCUCUUAGGACUCGCUUGCUGCCACCCGAAUCCGAACCAAAGACCCUCCAUGAAAACGGUUUUGAAGGUCUUGACGGGUGAGACUAGCCCACCCGAUGUUCCUACAGAGAGACCGGCUUUCGUGUGGCCAGCAAUGCCUCCAUCUUUCAGUGACAUUGACUACUCUCUUACAGGGAGUCAGAUCAAUUCCCUUACCGAGCUUACUGGCCGAUGACAUUAAUCUUUAUUUGUGUGUUCUUCAAGAAUUAUUUGAUAAUUGAGUUUGUUUCGUUAUAUACUACUUAUAACUAUCUUUUUUAGGGGCAUAGAAUUUGAUUGUGCUACUGAUAAAAAAAAGGUGAAUUU